Molecule: messenger RNA, 6152 nt
Organism: Apis mellifera (honey bee)
Lineage: Eukaryota; Metazoa; Arthropoda; Insecta; Hymenoptera; Apidae
Product: discoidin domain-containing receptor 2
Exons: 16
Coding region: 403-3246 (947 amino acids)
Biological process (GO): cell surface receptor protein tyrosine kinase signaling pathway; protein phosphorylation; multicellular organism development
Cellular component (GO): signaling receptor complex
Molecular function (GO): ATP binding; collagen binding; protein tyrosine kinase collagen receptor activity
Source: RefSeq, a predicted model, not a curated record
GCGAGGGGUACGCAUUGCCUUCGUCGAUUGGCCGUACCCACGUUCGUUCGUUGUAACGCGCGAAAACCGUACAAACACGUUUAUUCGCUUACAGUCUUAUAAAACGUAAUUUCGGGGAUCGUGAAUCGUUCGCAGCUUUUUGUCAGUGAUUUCUGUGCGGUGUCAUGUCGCGAAGUUGUACGUUACGCGCGUGAUACUUUAUAUCUUUGCAACAUAACGAAGGAGACAGUGCUCGAAAGAACGAGGAAGGGGAAAUCAACAAUACUGCGCAUUCUGCGACGCAAAAACGCGAGGAGCACAGGUUACUUUUGCUGUCACCAAACGUUGACGAGGCAGAAAUGGCACGGGCGGAGUCACGGUGAGAAAAGGGCGAGGGUGAAGCCCUCGCGUGAAACGGGAGCUAUGGUGAAAAGCUUCGGUUUCUUCUUCGCCGGGAGGGCGAUACCUGCCGUCCACCUCAUGCUUUUUCUCGUUCUGGCCGACAGCACGGUGGCCGUAGACCUUUCCCAAUGCAUCGCGCCGCUCGGCAUGGAAUCGGGCGCGAUCCCGGACGCGGAUAUCACGGCAAGCUCCACGUUCGACACGGGAAACGUUGGCCCCCACCUGGCACGAUUAAAAGCGGAGAACCUCGGUGGCGCUUGGUGUCCCAAGAAUCAGAUCACCCAAGAAGCCCGAGAAUGGUUGGAGAUCGACCUUCAUACGGUUCACUUGAUCACGGCUACCGCCACGCAAGGUCGGUUCGGGAACGGUCUCGGUGUCGAGUAUGCGGAGGCGUAUCUCCUCGAGUACUGGCGACCGCGUCUGGGCAAGUGGGUCCGAUACAGAGAUAUCAAAGGGAAAGAGGUAAUACAGGGUAACACGAACACGUAUUUGGAGUCGAAGCACGAGCUGGAGCCGCCUCUGUGGGCGAGCAAGAUCCGUUUUCUGCCCUACAGCCAUCACACGCGGACGGUUUGCAUGCGGGUCGAGCUCUACGGAUGUUACUGGAGCGAUGGCGUGGUAUCUUAUUCGAUGCCCCAGGGUGAUAAGAGGGGCAACGAGUGGGAAUUCUUCGACGCCACGUACGACGGGCACUGGGACGGGGAGCUGCAGCGCGGUCUGGGCCAGCUGACGGACGGCAGGACGGGGCCCGACAACUUCAAACUGGCGUACUACGAUAAGGAUCGAACGCAGGGGUGGGUCGGGUGGAGGAACGACACGCGCGGCCAACCGGUCGAGAUCAAGUUCGAGUUCGACAAGGUGAGGGAGUUCUCGGCCAUCCACAUCUACUGCAACAAUCAGUUCACCAAGGAUGUCCAGAUAUUUUCCCAAAUCGACAUACUGUUCAGCAUUGGUGGCAAAUAUUACACAGGGGAGCCGAUCACCUACACCUACAUGGAGGACAAGAUCUUCGAGUCGUCGCGAAACAUCACCAUCAAGCUCCACCACCGUGUUGGCAAAUACGUGAAGCUGAGGCUUCAUUUCUCGGACAGAUGGAUCAUGAUCAGCGAGGUGACCUUCGAUUCUGACGUGGCUCACGGUAAUUUCACGCCGGAGGAAGCACCGACGACCGAGUCGCCCAUCCAGAGCGACGUUUUCGUGGAGAAGAACGGUGCCGCGGAGGGCGAGCUUCCGGUCUCGACUGCCAAACACGACGAUCCCACUUACAUGGCGGUGGUGAUCGGCGUGUUAACAGCCGUGAUCCUGCUGCUCGCCGUCGCUAUAUUCCUGAUCGUCUCGAGGCACAGGCAACGAAAGUGCUUCGCCAGCCCUAUGACGGGCAAGGCACCGUCCCACCUCGGAUCCACCUGCGCCACCGUCGAGAAGGGGGCCGCGUUGAUGGCCUACACGUUGGAGGACGACGAAAGAUACGCGGGUGGUUCGUUGCCGACGCUACCUCGGGACCUGGGGAAUCGUUUUCUGGACAUCGUGAAACUCGACGACUAUCAAGAACCGUACCAGGCCCUCAAGUACGCGCCGUACUACAGCUACAGCACGGUCGUUAUGGAGAUGAAAGACAUGAUGCUGAACAACAAGGGCAGCAACAUCAAUCACUCAGCGGUGUACGCGAAUGGUGCAGUUGACACAUCGUACGAUUAUGCGGUACCGGAACUCGGCACGGUGCCCCUGCUCAACCAGGACGGAACAGGACGCGGCCCGCCCGCCUCCGCCGCGGCAAGCGGCGACCAGGACAACACCAUCUUCUCCAAGACCUCGUCGCGAGGAAAUAAGACGGAGAACAAGAAGUCGCCGACUCAACAGGAGGUGCUCUCGGCCCUGAAGAGACGUCUGGAGCAGACGAGCGUCCCGCUCUUCCCACGGCAUCGCCUCCGCAUGCUCUCGAAACUCGCCGAAGGGGCGUUCGGAACGGUGUACGUGGCGGAAGCGGAAGGGAUCCCGGAGUACGGAACGACGACCACCCUGGGCAAGCGUCUCGUCGCCGUCAAAUUUUUACUGCCGGAAGCCAGCGAGAAAGAAAAGUUGGAUUUCCAACGAGACGUCAGGAUCCUGGCCGCCCUCGAGGAUCGCAAUAUAGCCAGAGUCCUGGGAGCUUGCUACCGCGAGGAGCCGUACUGCGUGGUGAUGGAGUACCUGGAGCACGGCGACCUCUGUCAAUUCCUCAAGACGCAUAUCACUGCCGAGGACGCCCAUUCCAUGCCGAUCGGUGUCAAAACGCUUAGUUUCAACUGUCUCAUCUACAUGGCGGCCCAAAUCGCGUCGGGCAUGCGGUACCUGGAGAAUUUGAACUUCGUGCACAGGGAUCUGGCUACUAGGAAUUGCUUGGUGGGCAAAGCUUAUCACAUUAAAAUCUCGGAUUUCGGUACGGACAACGAAUUGUACGCGAGCGAUUAUUACAAAGUCGAUGGCACGGUGCCACUGCCGAUACGCUGGAUGGCCUGGGAAUCCAUAUUCCUGGGCAAGUACACGACGAAGAGCGACGUGUGGGCGUUCGCGGUGACCCUGUGGGAGAUCCUGAACCUUGGCAGACGGGUCCCUUACGAGCACUUGUCGAACGAGGAAGUGGUGCAGAGCCUGCGACGAUUGCAUCGGGCCGAUUGCGCCACCGACACCGACGCGGAGAGCGGCGGAUGCAAGGAGAACACCGAUAACCUCUUCACCUGUUUACCGCAGCCGACCGCGUGCUCCAAGGAUAUUUACGAUUUGAUGCUCGACUGUUGGCGGCGGGAGGAGAGCGAGAGGCCAACGUUCCGGGAGAUCUCCAUGUUCCUGCAGCGGAAGAACCUCGGCUACGCGCCCACAUCCUGAUAUUGAACGUUUGGCAAGGAGGAGCACACGGUUUGCGGCGGUUGCCACGUGUGCCCGGCUAAACGUCGCUCGUACUUUGACCACGAGAUGGUCGAGGAUGCCGUUUACCCGCAUUGGAUAACCGUGAGAACCAAGUUCUGAAUUCUUCGACAGCCGUUUCCCUUGAGGGAUGAUUUCGAGCGAUCGAAAAAAAGGUGUGAACAUUAAUUCGAAGAAGAAGGGAAUACAACGAUACGGUCCAAUAUUGGUUUCCGGCAACGAAAUCGAACUCUUCAGAUUCGCUUCGGUUUUUUUGUUUUUUUUUCUCUCUUCCCCGCGAGAUAAUGUCGUUUCGUGACGAUUUCGACACGUUUCGUGAGAUUUAUCCAAUUAGUAGAACUGAAAGUGGAAUAUAAACUUGAUGAAACGAUUUUCAGGGAUGGCGGACGUGAAUCUGCCCGUGUCGAUAUGGUAGGAAACUAUCCGAGAUUCGUGAGAAUAUCGUAAUUUGUUUAGUAGGUAAGUUAGUGAGGGAGGGAGAUUGUGGCGCAACGAUCUCGAUCGCGGGGAAAUAUUCAACGAGAGGGCGUUGUUUAGACGUAAGGAAAACAAACGUAAAACUGUGAAUCCGACAAUCGAAGAGAGCGCGGAGGCGACCUUUGCUCGAAAGGAAAUUCGCGCCAAAAUUUCGCGCGCUGGAUCUCGUGGAUCCUGAUAUGAUAAUGAUCGUCGAAAAUUUAGGAGCAAUAUCGUGUAUAAUUAUAAUACAGCUGUGAACAUUCCUGCAUGGAUUUAAAGAUACGUUUAUUAUCUUCGAGGUAAAUAAGGAAUACUCGUUUAAGAUUUUAAAAGUUACCUUCCGAGACGAUGAUGUCUUUCUUUUAUAACGAAACAAUAAGAAGAAGAAAAAUAAGAAAUAUGGGAAAGGAAGAGAAAAUGGAAGGGAAGAAAAACGGGGGAAAAAAAAAGCAUUGCAUCGACGUGUGGCAAUACGGUAAACUAAAUAUCAAACUCACUUCGUGAUGAGUUGCUAAUCGAGUGAAGAAAAGAAACGAAAAAAGAAAAAAAAAAGAAAAGAAAAAACAAAUUAUAUGAGAACAAGUGUGUGAAUGCGUGUGUUUGUGAAACGUGUAGAUGGUUACAAUUCAUCGUGCGUAAAUUUAAAUCGUAAUCGGUUAAGCUUUUCGCUUCGAACGAAUCCGACAAGAAGAAAAGUCGAAGCAAGACUGUCGAAUUUCUCGUAACUACACGAUAGUAGAGCUCUCAUCGCAUACAAAUUGUACGCGAGAAUGAUUCGUCACCAGGUAUUGCGUAUUGCGAGCAUCGAAUCGCGUUGAAAUUAUAUAAUAAGAUUUACAAAGCAAAGAAAUUGUCAAUAUAUCCUAUUUCAAAGAGAAUAGAAAAGAAAAAGAAAAAUGUAAAAUCGAAUAAAAAUUCGCGUGAGAGCUCGGCGAUAACGGUGUGAUUCGCGAAUGGAGAACGGUAUAUACAUAAUAUUUCUCUGUUGAAUAAAAUGGUGGCUCGGCACCAUUGUGACUAUGACACAUCAUAAUUGUAACUUUAUAUAUGAUAGGCGGGAUCAAUACAAAGACAAAGAAAAGAAACUAGUAUAUUGUACAUAUAGACACAUACACAUCGAGAUGUAAGAGAGACAAUUUAUCAAUUAACGCGUUUAAGAUGCGAGAUUAGCAGCGAGAUUACAGCGAGAGCAAGCAAUUCGAACUUAUCUUUAUCGUCUUUAAAAAAAAAUCGUGUUCCUUUUUGCCUAUUCUGCGGGCACGAUUACGUUGAUAGGCCAACGGAAAUUAAUGGUUGUUCCAAGGUAUGGAAGCAGAAUCUUUUCGCCGCGAUGUCUGUGGAACGUUAUCAACAUAUCCGAGCCUUCGUUUCUAUUUUCGGGACGAGGGUGAGAAGCGCGAACGAACGAGGGGGGGAGGGGGGCAGGAAAGAGAAGAAGAAAUAAAGGAAGAAAGAAAGAAAGAAAGGAAGAAAAAACGACGAGUUUGCAAGAUUUCCAAGAAAAUGUCAAAAAAAUGUUCGUUCGGCGAUGCUAUCUCUCACGAAAGAAAUUUUUCAAACUAAUCAAUCAUUCGAUUCGUUAUGUUCCAUGUAUUUAUAUCAGAUGAAUACUAUUAAUAGCAUUCGCAAUAUUUAGUAAGUAGGUGAUGUUACCGUUACGACAAUUAAAAAAAUACUAUUUAUAUAUCUUAAUGUAAACGCCGCGUAAGAAGUAGAUAUAUCAGAGACAUAGCCAUUCGUAUAUAUAAAUCGUACGUGCGUUGAAUUUAAACGUAACAAAGUUCGCUUCUCUGUCGUUGAAUAAAUGGGGGGAGGGGGGGAGGGAAGAGGGAGAAGAUAGAAGAAGUAAUCGAGAAAUAAUCGAUAAAUAUAAAUUCAAGUCAAGGAGUGAUUUACCGAUUCGAACGAAGAAAGAUAAAAUAUUAAAAGGGAGGGCGGGGGAGGGAGGGAAGGUGAGAGAAGGAAGAUACUGUUCUCUCUAUCGAUAAAGAUGUAGAACGAUAAUUUAACGAUAUAGGAAAUUUUAUACCAGAGAUCGGGCAUCUUGUUAAAAUAGAAAUUCACACGAGUUCAUAGUUGUCACUUCAUUAGCGUUAAAGAAAUGAAAGAAAGAAAGAAGAAGAAAAAAAAAAAAGGAAAAAAAGAAAGAAAAAAAGAAAAAAAAAAAAAAGAAGAAAAAGUCGAAAGGAAACUGCCGUCACUGACGUCGUGACAUUAGAAAAACGAAUCAUAGUUGCGUUUAGAUUCAUCGAUAUAAGCAUAUUGCUGCCUUUGGCUGUAUCGUUGCCCCUUACUGCUAACGAGUAACUCACUUGUCUACUCAUGUGAUAAUUUAGUAUAUCUCUGCGUACCUACCUGUACCUACACCGGUUCGAAAAUCUCAGUAGUAAAGAAAUUUAUUUAUCUUA